Aspergillus clavatus NRRL 1 is the source of this 771-nucleotide messenger RNA. RefSeq lists its product as uncharacterized. Bases 1 to 771 code for a protein of 256 amino acids. NCBI's taxonomy places the organism in Eukaryota, Fungi, Ascomycota, Eurotiomycetes, Eurotiales, Aspergillaceae. The transcript has 2 exons. The record is from RefSeq and is a predicted model, not a curated record.
AUGCGUCGCUCAAUUGUCCUGCUCGUGGCGGCCCUGUCCGCGUGCGUCUUUGCGAGUCCUGCCGCCAGUGCUGGAAGCAUCAUCGACCCUCAUGUGAAUGCCCGCAGCGUCGAUGCCGAGGUGUCGGUGCUAGAUGAUCCUGGCUACAUCGCAGCCUGGGAGUCCGUGACUGGGUCAACCCCCGCCAAUGCGCCUAACGCCACGGAGCACAACAAAAGGAAUGUUGGACCCAUCCAGGGCUACAACAACUACGUGUCCGUGUACUUCCGGAAUGGCCGUUAUUUCAUCACUUUGGUCCUGGUUUCGAACAUUCGCGGCGCCUUCAAAGAUCUGUUUGUGACCACGCCCGAAAUCGCCUCCGCCAUUGCAACAAACGCCAGAGACAUCAUGGCGAAGGCAACCGGGCUAGGAAGUUAUGAAGACGCCAUCCGGGCAGCCUGUACUCUCGCAGACAGUUAUGGAAUGACCUCUCCCAUUUUCUGGGCCUAUCCUCAGAACAACAAGCGGGACAAGAGCGCUUCUGACAUUCGUGACUUUACCAUCCUGGCCAACUUUACGCCGACUGUGACUCUUGCCGACUAUCUCUUCAAUACAUUCCACAAUGUCAACCACACGGCUAUGACACGCGGCGCUGAUCAGGAGGGCCACCUGAGCAAGAGAGCGAAGUUCUGCCUCUACUAUAAUGAAAAGGAUCGCCUCCUAAAGGGCUGGGUGCCGUGGAACACUCAAUCUGAUGUGGGCUGUAUUGGACAGCUGUCGGAUUUCGAUUAG